Uranotaenia lowii is the source of this 4142-nucleotide messenger RNA. It is a transcript of the gene Esyt2, whose product is annotated as extended synaptotagmin-2. Bases 743 to 3274 code for a protein of 843 amino acids. The transcript is spliced from 12 exons. Gene Ontology annotation, molecular function: lipid binding. Gene Ontology annotation, biological process: lipid transport. The record is from RefSeq and is a predicted model, not a curated record. NCBI's taxonomy places the organism in Eukaryota, Metazoa, Arthropoda, Insecta, Diptera, Culicidae.
GAAGGGUGUUUUCAACCAUCCCAGAAUCAGUAGCAGCAUCAGCAUAAUUUCGGUCUAGGUCGUGUCGUGUAUGUGAUGAUGUUUAGUGGAAGGUGUUUUUUUGGCCCCAAAUGCUUGGAAUAUUCCAUGAAGAAUCGUGUCCUCGACGUUUGGUGAAAAGUUUAUCUUCAGCCGGGCCUUCUUAGAUGGAAUUUUUAAUGAGUGAAAUUCAUUUUUGAUGGCUUAAUCAGAGGAUCGUGACACAGCCAGAUGAGUGGAUAUGUGAAUUAUAUUCCAGGUUGUGUGGAACAAAUGUUAGUUUGGCUGUGAGAAAUAUCCGAGUGUGAAGAAACAAAAAAAAAGCUAGUAGCACUCUGUUUGAAUAAGUCCCAAAUGAUCACGCAUGUUCUUAUUUGAGUGUUUGCAACUCAAAUUCGUUUUUCUUUUGCAAACACACACAAAAAAUUCCUAAGCUCUGGUACACAAAUGUUGUCAAAUAUUUACAGAACGCACUUAAUCUUGGAUGUUGAUACAGAUAGCGUGCUAUAGGGUGUAUGAAAACAACUUCCCGCUAUACAUGGCAGCACUCGUGCGAUUGAACAACUGAUAGCCCGCUAUAUCGCAUAGUAAAAAUCAAUCGAAAAGUGACACGACAAGUGGCGUAAGCGACGUUGGAGGGCCUACCCCAACUUCUUCCGAGUUCUCCGGCGAGAGCGAUAGUCUUCUACCCGACAGCGCUGGAACGACGGAAACCGGCUCCGAAAUGACUGGCGCCAGCAAGGAGCAAAAUCCGGAAAAAGCCGAGGCGGAUCUGCAGGCGGCCACAGCAGGAGGAAAUGCAAUCGGCAGUGAUAGCCUCGGGUCGUUGCUCUACUCCUUUGCCAAAAAAGUGGUCACCGUCGGUAUCAUCUACUUCGUUGGCUACAUGGGAUGGUCAGUGGCCUGGCUAAUCACGCCAGUUAUUUUGUCGGUAGCACGCGAACAAUGGCGAUCCAAAAGCGAAACCCGCCGGAAUGUGGCCAAAGCUUCGGCGCUGGCCAACGAUAAAGAAGUUAUUCUGGCCCGUCUCGGCGAUUUGCCAGCCUGGGUAUUCUUUCCGGAUGUAGAACGAUGUGAAUGGUUGAACAAGAUUCUCAAACAAGUGUGGCCCAAUGCAAACUACUUCGCCAAGAACCUCAUCAAGGAUUCGAUUGAACCGAGCAUUCAACAAGCCCUCACCGGCUACAAGCUCAAUGGAUUCAAGUUUGACCGCAUGAUUCUGGGAACAAUUCCUCCCCGAAUUGGCGGUGUAAAAGUGUACGAUAAAAAUGUUUCCCGAAACGAAAUCAUCAUGGAUUUGGAUCUAUUCUAUGCAGGGGAUUGCGACAUCAAUUUUUCGCUGAGCGGCCUUCGUGGAGGCAUUAAAGACUUCCAAAUCCACGGAACGGUGCGAGUGAUAAUGAAGCCGCUCAUUUCGCAGAUGCCAUUGAUUGGGGGUUUGCAGAUUUUCUUCCUUAACAAUCCAAACAUCGAUUUCAACCUGGUUGGGGUGGUGGAUUUGCUCGAUAUGCCCGGGUUGAGUGACAUUUUGAGAAAGAUUAUCGUGGAACAAGUUGCUGCCAUUAUGGUGCUACCGAACAAACUGCCGAUUAUUCUGAACGAUGGUGUUCCAGCGCUUUCGCUGAAGAUGCCAGAGCCUGAGGGCGUCCUGAGGAUCCACGUGGUCGAAGCCAAGGAUCUGAUGAAGAAGGAUAUCAGCGUUCUGGGCAAGGGCAAAUCGGACCCGUACGCCAUCGUUUCGGUUGGCGCCCAGCAAUUCCGUACCCAAACCAUCGACAAUACGGUCAAUCCCAAGUGGGACUACUGGUGCGAGUUUUAUGAACCCUUCAUUUCUUACGGUAGUGGAUUGGGUCCUAGAAAACGUGCAGAGGUGAAUGCUACCUUAGGUCAGGAAAUUGAGCUCAACCUUUGGGACUGGGAUCCCGGCUUUCCAGGUGUCCAGAACGACGAUUAUCUUGGCAGAGCAACGGUCGAGAUAAGCAGCGUAACCAAGAAUGGCGAGAUCGACACGUGGCUAACGCUGGAACAAGCCAAACAUGGGUUAGUUCAUUUGCGGCUCACUUGGUUCACGUUGAGCGCAGAAAAGGCUGAUUUGAAGGCUGCCCUGGAAGAAACGCAACUACUACGCGUGACUUCAAUGAGUACGGCGUUGCUGACGGUAUUUAUCGACUCUGCUAAAAAUCUACCGCAAGCUCGCCAGCAAAGCCAACCGGAUCCGUACUUAAUCCUGAGCGUGGGAAAGAAAACCGAACAAACCAGUGUACAAAUGCGCACAGAUGCUCCGGUUUGGGAGCAGGGAUUCACAUUCUUGGUAGGCAAUCCGGACAAUGACACUUUGCAGCUGAAAGUUGUGGACCAAAAGACUGGCAACAGUCUCGGCAACUUGACCUACAUUCUGAGUGCAUUGAUGGAGAAGAAGAAUCUAGAAGUGAUGUCGCAACCGUUCCUGCUUCAAAAAUCUGGUCCGGAAACGAAAAUAAUAAUGUCCAUGUCAUUGCGCAUCUUGAAGCGCCCAAUAUCCAACGAUGCCAGCCUCGAUAAGGUAUCUUCGUCUGAGGGAUAUGGUGGUGACAGUACUCUGUCCCGUACUAGUUCCAUCCGUUCCGCACCAAUAUCGGCCGCUGAUUCCACUACAACCGAGCCUGCUGUGUCGACUGGUUCCUUCCGGAAACAAGAAUCGCGUAAAUCAACCACAUCUGCCAUCGUUGAUCAGAUGUCCAUUCAAGAAGAACCCUUCAUACUAUCUACAUUGAACACGGCCAUGAUGGCGACACCACCGAGCCCAAAUCUUAGCGAUCAUGGUACUGAAUUGCUUCGCCGUAGUCCAAGUACCACUUCAUCUGCAGGAUCUUGUGGACUAGGACGUAUUCAGCUAACCAUUGCUUUCAGCGUACAACGUCAACGACUGCUAAUUAUUGUUCAUAAGAUCAACAAUAUCCCACUGAAGGACCCAACCAACAUUCCGGAUCCAUACGUUAAGCUUUAUCUGCUACCAGGCCGUUCGAAGGAUUCGAAGCGGAAAACAAACGUCGUGAAGGACAAUUGCGAUCCCGUCUUCGACGCCACUUUUGAGUACAUAAUCUCCAAUGCGGAAUUGGUAAACUCCGAGCUGGAAAUCACCGUUUGCACCCAAAAAGGAUUUUUUGGAAGUCCUGUUAUCGGAAUGCAAAAACUAUCACUGAAUGACCCGGAGAUUUGCUCGCCCCAAGGAAUCCGAGCAUGGUAUGACCUGUUGCCGGAAUCAAAAUUUGAAUAAACAUCGCACCAGUGUUAGAUUUGUUUUAUGGAAACAAGUAGUUUACUCAAAUCAGAUAUAUUUAGAAGCAUUACUUUACGAUUGCAUCGAUUGCAACGCUUAAUGCAUUUGAAGAUAUUUUUAAUUAGAUAUUUACAGUCCAUCGGAAAUUUUAUGGCACUUUCAAAAGAACAAAUUCAUCCACGACACGAAGAGUCUCUCAAGCGUUUCUAUAGAAUCUAUUCACCAGCAAAUUUUACUAUUAUUGCACGAUAGCUCUUAUAUGCACUUCAACUGUUAAAUUUAUUCAUUGAAUGAAGAAAACUGCAUUCAGCAAAAAAAAUAGAUUUGCCUGUUUAUAAUAGAAAAAAAUUGUAACAUUUAACGAUGAACGAAAUGUUUAAAGUUGUCUCCAAAACGUGUCAAUUAGUAGGAAAAUCCCAUUUCAAUAUAUGCCUCUCCUCUCAUGUUGACAAAUAGAUCGUUUUUGUAACACUCGACAGAACCUGUAGUAGAAGUUUUGUUUUUCGUUUGAAGCGGUAGUGCAAUCAAGCAGCGCAGCGGCCUUCCCCCUACACUUAGUCCAAGAACCAGGAAGUUGUGUUUCGAUAUAUAAAAUAAACUGAAUUUGGAGCUUAUAUAGUAUUGAUGAUAGAACGCUGCACCAUAUGAUCAAAUCCAUGAACAAUUUACAAAAGUUUCUCACAAACGUUCAAAUUGGUAGCAAAAACUGCACAAGUCAAGGUAAGAGUGAAAUGACUCAGAAACUUGGUGAUAAUAAUUGCUUAAAAAAGAUUUAAUGUUGCAAAAAGUUUUCAGCCUAAAUCCAUAAGAAGAUAAAACCAUUUGUUACUCAAAAUUAUGUAUAAAUAAAAUACUUUUGAUUUUU